CAAAAAGCUUUGUGGAUUAAAAAACUCGAAAAAUUUUUUUUGAGUGAUAGAAGUAUACAUUCCAAAAGCUCUGUAUGGAUCAUUUAAUACAAUAUUCCAGUGAUACAUCAGACGAAGAGGAAGAACAGUUUGAUUGUCAUAUAGUUGAGCUGCUGCACAAGAGGAAAGAAGAAGGCAACCAACAAAAUAAAUCUGAAGAUCUCAUUACUAAAGACCACCAAGAGCUUAUCAAUACAUUAGUACCAUAUCUGCAAAACUAUUCACAACAUAAAAUGAAGAAAGUAGGUGGAUACUUAUAUAUACCAUGGAGACCACAAUUGGUGACAAUUUCUCAAAUUAACCGAAUGGCAUUGAAAACUAUUAAACAGAUGCCAUACUUGCGGGAAAACAUGAAAUUCAAAAGUACUAAUGUAUUAUCAACAAUAGGUUAUCAUAUGAGUGCUCUGAAUAAUUUUUUAAUUGAUGCACUGAAAAUAGAUAACUUUCGAAAUGACAUACGAUCAUGCAUCAGAGAUAUAGAGCUCGACGAACGAUUACUUGGUUUUAAUGUCCAAGAAGCUUUUGCUCAACAAAAGCUUCAUUCCUUAUUCUUUGAUGAUUCUCAGGUUCCUUCUCCUGCAAAAUAUAUAAAUUUGAAGUUUGAAAACAGAUUCAAGUUGUAUUUCAGUGAUAGAACAAGUAAGCUCUUUAUAGGAUCAGAAAUUGACAGUAAACAUUAUAAUUCUGAUUCAUUGACACAUACGAUGAAAGAGUCACUUGAGACAAUUAUUAAACAUUAUGAUGAAGAUUAUAAACCAAGAGAAAAUUUGGAACUACAUGUAUCUUUUCAAGUUGGAGACCAUUUAACUAGAGAUAUUAAUAAUCUUAGAGAAGAAGGAAAGUUUGAUAAAGUCGAAAAGUUAAUGAAAGAAACCCCUGUUCUUUUAGAUGAUAUUAUAGUUAAUGUCAAUGAACUAGUAUUAUUAAUAGAUAAUGAAGAGUCAGAAGUAUUCAAAUUUAGUAUAUAGUUUAAAUUUACUCAUGUAUAUAAAGUAAUUUACAUAAAAUUUCAAAUUAUAAUAAUUUAGAUACGUCAACGGCAUUAAUAAUCUAACAUCUUAUGAGGGUAUGAAUAAUGAGCUAAGAGACAAGAAGAAAUGUACAAAACAUAAGUCAAUGAUCA
Messenger RNA from Scheffersomyces amazonensis, 1162 nucleotides. RefSeq lists its product as uncharacterized. The record is from RefSeq and is a predicted model, not a curated record. The transcript has a single exon. Lineage: Eukaryota; Fungi; Ascomycota; Pichiomycetes; Serinales; Debaryomycetaceae. Bases 75 to 1007 code for a protein of 310 amino acids.